Aphis gossypii (cotton aphid) is the source of this 2009-nucleotide messenger RNA. RefSeq names its product facilitated trehalose transporter Tret1-like. Lineage: Eukaryota; Metazoa; Arthropoda; Insecta; Hemiptera; Aphididae. The coding region runs from base 324 to 1625 and encodes 433 amino acids. Gene Ontology annotation, cellular component: membrane. Gene Ontology annotation, molecular function: transmembrane transporter activity. Gene Ontology annotation, biological process: transmembrane transport. The record is from RefSeq and is a predicted model, not a curated record. The transcript is spliced from 6 exons.
UAUUAUUUUUUUAACACGUAUACUGAGUGCGCCGAAAGAGUGCCAGUCGGGAUAUCAAGUUUUGCGCAUCUUCCUGCUAUCAAAACUGGUUUCCCUAUGGCAGAGUGACGUUGGGGAUUCGCAGUAAAACCGAUUUUGGUUGCCGUCGACUUUCGCUCUCUCAGCGCACUCAGUAUAGUAACCGAUGAUCGUUGUAUCAGUAAAGCGGAAUUGGUCGUGAUUCGUAUAACUUUAAAUUAUACACACCAUGGUAUAAUAUAAUAUUUUAUUUGUAGAAUUGAACUAAUAUAGGUAUUUUAUUGUAAUCCGGAGUGAGUAGAACGAUGGUUGACGAAAGUAAAAUCGUCAGUGAAUAUACAUCAAUAAAAUAUGGUUGGAUGGCGACGUUGGCUCAAUUGUUGGCUACUAUAGCGCAGAGUUUUCUGUCAAUCGGUUGGGGCAUGCAAUUAUCAAUAUCGGCAAUUGUUAUACGUCACUUACAAGGAAAUACUGAAAGUGAUUUUUCAAUAUCACUAACCGAGGCGUCUUGGUACGGGAGUAUAUUGUUUAUAAUUCACCCAUUUGGAUGUUUUCUAUCGGGAGUCUUACAAGGGAGGUUCGGAAAAAAGUAUUGCAUGAUUUUCGCAAAUAUUCCUAGUACCAUCGGAUGGACUUUACUGUACUUAGCUCAGUCGUCGCUUUUUCUCUACGCGUCGACACUUCUGAUGGGAUUCAGUAUCGGCGUCGGUGCUGGUGCAGUACACGCCUACAUCGGGGAAAUAACAGAACCAAGACUCAGAGGCGCCAUGGCUUCGCUAACGAAUACAGCAGCUUUAUUUGGAAUGUUGGUAUCUUUUACUUUGAGUUCAUUUUUUGACUGGCGAACUGUUGCAUUGUUGAGUACUCUUUGUCCGAUAAUUUGUAUAUUGUUAAUCAUUUUUAUCCCAGAGUCUCCUAUUUGGUUAAUCGCUAAAGGUAAACACGAAAAAGCUGAGAAGGCCAUUUGUUGGCUUAGAGGAUGGGUAGACUCUGAAACAGUUAAACCCGAACUAUCUAAUCUAUUACAUUAUAACAAUGUAUCUGGAACGAUUGGAACGCAAGAUAGCAAUGUUGUUACUAAUGAUAGUAAAAAUUUGCUAUCAAAAUUAGCUCAAUUUAAGAAACCAUCGGUUUAUAGGCCGAUGAAAUUAAUAAUGAUCUAUUUCUUCACGUCGUAUAUAGUUAACCUUACUCCUGGUAAACCAUUCAUUGGUAAAAUAAUGACAGAAGUUGGUUUGCGAGAUCACCAAAGUAUAUGUUUGAUUAUUUUUUCCAUUUUGCAAAUGAUUGGGAGUGUGAUAUUGAUUUUAACUAUACGUCGUUUCCGGAAAAGAUUUUUGACGUUAGUAACGAUAUCGAUAAACUCUGCUUUAUUAUUAUUAUUUAGUGUAUAUAUCGUAGCUAUGAAAAACAAUUGUAUUAAAUCGAUACAAUGGAUUCCUUUAACAUUAAUCGGCGGUAUUUACCUAUCUGGCGGUAGUGGUGUAGCAUGCAUACCCUGGAUGUUAAUUGGCGAAGUGUUUCCAAACAAGUACACCGUUUAUAAAAAAUUUGAUUUAAAUCGAAUAUACAUAUGUAAAUUAAUCAAACAUCGAUUCAUCGCGUGAAUUAUAUUAUAGUAGAAAAUCAUUGUGCGUAAAUUUAUAAUAGGUAUAGUAUUUAUAAUUAUAAUCUCUUAAUAAAUAUAGAUUUUAUAUAGGGAUUUGAAAAAUUGCAGUUCUAAUGAGCAUUUAGUCACUAUUUAUUUAAGUAUAAAAUUGAGUGUUUUUUUUUAAUAUCAGUGCUUGUUGAGUUCGGAACGUAUUUCAGUGGUCAAUUUGAUUUUCACGUUGAAUCAACUUUGUGAUGAGUUUAACUCAAUGAACUAAUUCUCGAUGAAUAGACGUAUCCCCAUUAUUAUAAUUAUUUGUAAGAUAUUUUUUAAAUGUUGAUCGUAUUGAUUUUAAAAUUAUGUGAUUUUACUUUUUUUUUUUUUUGCGAUCACAUUUUGG